UCCUGUUAUGUUCAAACGAAUAAUCGACCGGGCCAUGCUUAUCCUUCAAAUCCUCUCAAUAUUAUCGGUUAAAUGAGAAAUUCUACCGCUCUGCUCGCCGGCAUGGCCAAGAUUCCCAUCGUCAGCUUGAAACUGCAGUAUUUCGGCUCGAGGCUGAUGCCAAGGUGAUGCAAAAGCACAUGGGGAGACCACUGGAGACAAACUCAAGACCAAUGCUCAAUAAGUCCCUUGAUUCCCAGCGUCCUUUCCAGGGGGGUCAUACGCCGAUCAGAACAUAUCGUCGCCACGGAGUAAUACUGGAGAUACGAUCACCUAACCGGCUCGCCGGUCCUGCCUUGUUCGCCCCCAAAACUGUGUGUUUUCCUCGCAAAACACAUCAUGACAUAGAAGAUCGGCCCAAAACAAUCCGAGCCCAUGACAUACCCCAAGAUUUCCUUCCCCCUUUGGGCCUGUUAAGCAUCACCCAGGUUAAAGAAUCAUUUACCGAUUUCGAAAUGUUGAACAGGCACCAACGUUUGUCGACGUCGAAGUACAAAUUCGUCCCUUCGCCGCUUUUCGAGGAUCUUCGCGAGACGCGUGGAUCAGGUCCGUACGCCGGAGCACGGUCGAGACUCGAGAACCAAUGUGAUUGCUGCAUCCGUUCUACUGGCUGCCAGCCAAUAGAAUCGCUUCGGCCUUCGAGGAACCAUGUGAAGCUGCCCAACUCAACUCAACUGGUGCUCGUACACACAAGUUAUCAGGGUCGAAGCGGUGUGUGUCGGUUGGAAGUGUGGACACAUGACAACGGUAGGCAUCUGAGAUCUGGCUGCAUCUCAGGCAGCUGCAAGGUCAACGACCCUAAACGCGACCCUUCGAAGAUUCCAUUCAACGCUCAGCACUAAGUUUGAACACUAACUGCUGGUGUGGCAAAAGAACCGAAAUAGCAAAUGCAUCCAGUGUCCUUAUUCCCAUUUCUCUCGGCUAUCAAAGAGCCAGCAUGGUGCCUUGGAAGCAAAUGAACCCAACAAGAAGGCAAUUUUAAAAAGUUGCAGAAAUCCCGAGGCGUUGACGUAGAGAUGUCCAAUGAACAGGUCCGGUUUGUCACCUCAAAACAGGGCGCCGUACUUGAGGUCAUCAGGGUGCCAUAAGCGCUGAGUAAGGGCCGGUGGAAGUACGCGAUUGCCGCAACGUCAUUGGCUCAUUAAACUCGAAAGAAUAUCUCCAAGAUGCAAGUCAUCAGUCAGAUAUCUCCAGCUGGUCCACUGUGCCCCCCUGCAGGGCUCCAACCUGUUAAAAAACUAUC
Desarmillaria tabescens is the source of this 1282-nucleotide messenger RNA. RefSeq lists its product as uncharacterized. The coding region runs from base 168 to 881 and encodes 237 amino acids. The record is from RefSeq and is a predicted model, not a curated record. Lineage: Eukaryota; Fungi; Basidiomycota; Agaricomycetes; Agaricales; Physalacriaceae. The transcript has a single exon.